Molecule: messenger RNA, 2675 nt
Organism: Saccoglossus kowalevskii
Lineage: Eukaryota; Metazoa; Hemichordata; Enteropneusta; Harrimaniidae
Product: organic cation transporter protein-like
Biological process (GO): transmembrane transport
Molecular function (GO): transmembrane transporter activity
Source: RefSeq, a predicted model, not a curated record
AUGAAUUAUGAAGAUAUUCUCCAAUCGAUCGGCGGGAUUGGUAGAUUUCAAAAGACUCAGUUGUUUUUCGUAUUCAUCGCCAUUAUCCCCUUCACAUGGAUCACGCUGAGUAACACGUUCUUCGCAGCCGUGUCUGAUUACUAUUGUAGAGUCCUGGAUAACCAGACUUACGAACACAACUCAGAAAUAAAGAAUAUAACGAUACCCUAUUAUUACGACGGGGAUGAAAUUGUCUGGGAAUCGUGUUUACGAUAUAACUUGGAUGACAAUACGUCAUCCCUGUUUGACGUCAACGAUACCGAUGAAUACAGCCAAUGCGAUGACGGAUGGGUUUACGAACAAACAAAGUUUUCUCAUACGUUUGUGACUGAGUUUGAUUUAGUAUGCAAUAAGGCAUGGUUGAAGCAGCUGUGUAAGGUUACUGUUGCUAUUGGUUUAUUCAUAGGGUCAUUGGCAUAUGGACAACUUUCUGAUAUGUUUGGUAGAAGAAUCACGUACAUUUCCAGUUUACUCUUUGCACUUGUGUUUAACGCCGUUUUGUGUUUUAUGCCAUCGUUUGCACUGGUCAUUUCUGCUCAGUUUGUCAUGACAAUUUUAACAAUGGGCGUGUACCUUGUUGGGUGCGUAAUUGUCGUAGAAGUAGUUUCAUCGGCUUAUGAACCAUUAGCUGUAAUUCUGUGCGAGAUCGCAUAUACAUUUGGGUGCAUCACAUUGGGCAUCAUGGCGUACAUCAUGCACGGUAACUGGAGACGGAUGCAGUAUAUAAAUACCAUAUCAUGUAUUAUAUUCAUACCGUAUUGCUUUUUCAUAAAAGAGUCUGCAAGAUGGUUGAUACAACAGGGUAGACACGAUGAGGCGAAGGACAUUAUCAAAAAGAUCGCGACAUUAAACGGCGCAGUUCUUGAUGAGGCUCUUGUUGACGUCACGGCAUUUACAGAGGAAAAGGAACCGGUUGUUCACCACACAGCAUUUGAACUUAUACGGAUGCCUGGUUUAAAGGUCACGACUGCAAUAAUUUGUUUCAAUUGGUUUACCGUCAAUCUAAUGUACAUGGGAAUCGCCGAAAACACAGAUUAUUAUUUUCCCGGUCAUCCAUAUGCUGUAUUUACGCUAAUGGGCGUCUUUGAGCUACCUGCCAUUUUUCUAAAUUGGUUUUGGUUGAACAACCAGCCACGGAAGAUUGUUCUAGUGGUAGUGUCGGUCUUAAGUGGCGUGACGUGGAUGGUGACUGGUUUGACAGACAUAGAAGCUGUUAUUAUAAGUUUUGGAAUACUUACCAAGUUUUUAAAUCAGAUUAGUUAUACAUCCAUGUAUUUAUUAUCCAUGGAGUCUUUUCCAACAACAGUCAGAAAUGCUGGAAUGGGUCUUGCGUUCGGUUUUCAAAACGUGGGGGCGUUGUCCGCUCCGUACAUCGUGGCAUUGAUGGACGUGUAUUACUUAAUUCCUUUCAUCACUAUGAGUGCUCUGGUCGUGAUGUCGUGCAGUCUUAUAGUAUUUGUACCAGAAACGUACAAUACAGACUUACCAGAAACUAUGGAUGACUUGCCAAGUCGCGGGUCAGACGGAAGUAAUCCCACCCAAGUCAACGAGAAAGACUUUCUUUUAAAAUCGACAAAACCAAAAAGAACGGAAAAAGGCCAAGAAAGCAAGUGAAUGUCACCGCAUUAAUAUUCCCCACCAUGCCAUGUCAAGUAUUCUCCGAUGAUUUGAAAUAGGUCACGUGUUCGUAGUGCGCCGCGAUGUCCACAGAAUACGUUUGGUCCAACGACGUGUUUCGUAUGAGGGCGCUCUCUCGCCAUCUCUCUCAACAUUAAAGUGGUACCAGAUAUACUUCGCGCAUUUCCACGCGUACAGCGUAGUCUUACUGCCGUCCAAUGAUUUAUCAGUCCUAUUUGUACAUUCCUGCUCAUUAGAAAGAAAUAAACCAUUAAUCGGGUUAAUUAAGAUAACAAACCCCAUGCAAACAUGCAGCAUAUGCGAAUAAUUUAAAAAAAUGUGUAUUAUGUAUUCCUAUUUUGUUUAUUACAAUAAUUUCAGAGCUUUGACUUAAAUACGGCAUAUUGCAAUAUACACUUCCACGGUGACGUCAUACAUUACUGCCACAUUCAUCUGCCAUUUUAACUUCAUAAUUCAUUUGAUGUGAACGUGACGUCACUGUUUUCCAUCCAUUACACAAUUUCUUUUACGUCUGGCGACGAAACGCUCAUAUGACGUCAUACAUUACUGCCAAAAUCAUCCGCCAUUUUAACUUCAUAAUUCAUUUAAUGUAAACGUGACGUCACUGUUUUCUAUCAUUACACAAUUUCCUUUGCGUUUAGCGACGAAACGCUCAUAUGACGUCAAAAAGAUGUAAAUGACUUUGCUCAAAGCGAUUAUUGUGUUUAGUUGUGCAGUAGUUCGUCUAUUGGAAUACUGUAAAUCUCUCAAAAGCACUAUUUUGUUUACUGGCGAACGAUUACAAUUUCAACCAGUGACGUCAUACAAGUAAUUCGCCCCAGGACCAAUAAGAAAGACGCACCGUCACGGAGGACUUAUAAUACCACAACUUUCAUUGCAAUGUAAAUAUAUUCCAUAUUUAUUACUUGAAUGUGUGAUUCAUACUUGAUACGGAACAAAAAUAUUGAUCAUUACGACUUGUUCUUGUUUUUAUUUUAAAUUAAAAAUGUUUUAUGCCU